Messenger RNA from Colletotrichum spaethianum, 1233 nucleotides. Its product is annotated as putative FAD-dependent monooxygenase. The transcript has a single exon. The record is from RefSeq and is a predicted model, not a curated record. Gene Ontology annotation, molecular function: FAD binding. NCBI's taxonomy places the organism in Eukaryota, Fungi, Ascomycota, Sordariomycetes, Glomerellales, Glomerellaceae. The coding region runs from base 1 to 1233 and encodes 410 amino acids.
AUGGAUUUACAGGCGGAGCAACUCCCUGUCAUCAUAAUCGGAGCCGGCAUUGUUGGUUUGACUCUUGCCCAGUCUUUGAAAAAGGACGGCGUACCUUUUGUGAUUUACGAAAGGGAUGCGUCCUCUGGCGCAAGCGAAGGUGGAUGGGGCAUCACCGUCCACUGGGGUCUCUCUGCUUUCGAAUCAUGCUUGCCACCAAGCCUCUUCCACCGCCUCCUUGACAUUCAAGUCGAUCCAGAACAGGGACGAAAAGAUACGGGUAAAUUCCUCUUUCUCGACCUGGCAACAGCGGAACCACGCUUCAGCAUUCCAGCAAGCAAGCGUUUGCGCAUCAACAGACGCAAGCUGCGCAAUCUUCUUACGACUGGCAUGAACGUUCAUUGGAACAAGACGGUCAAGUCCUUUGAUACUUCAACCCCCGGCCAAGUUUCAGCGACUUUUGAGGAUGGUACUAUUGCUCUUGGCAGCGUCAUCGUGGGCGCAGACGGGAGCAGUAGUCGGACGCGCCGCCUGCUUCUUGGGCUUGAAAAGGCGAAGCUCAGCCAGUUGCCUCUGCGCUUUGCUGGUGUUACGAUGCGAAUGACACCUGAAGAAGUGAAGCCACUGAGGGACAUUGAUCCGCUUUUGUUCCAAGGCUCGCAUGCCGAUACGCACACCUUCUUGUGGUACUCGACUUUAUCAACUCCGGAAGUCAACGGCUCAUCCGGAGCCGGAGAAUACUUUGAAGGGCAACUGAACAUGUCAUGGCCAGUCAAAUCAGAAGCCGACGAGGUGCCGCAAACUCAUCGCGACCGAGUUACCAAAAUGAAAGCCAUGGCCGAACCCUUCGAGGCCAGACUGAAAGCAGCCGUUGAAAGCAUACCGGACGACUCACAGGUGCUGGAGAUCAAAUUACAAGACUGGCCCACCCAAGCAUGGGACAACUAUCAGGGUCGAGUGACGUUGGUUGGCGAUGCUGCUCAUGCCAUGACUAUGUACAGAGGCGAGGCAUUCAACCACGGCAUUACAGAUGCGGCAAGGCUAAGCGAACAGCUGAUUGAAGCUCAUCAAGCUCGUACGGGCUAUGAAAGGGCGGUGGAGUCCUAUGAAUCGGAGAUGCGGCCACGGACCCGGACAGCAGUCCUUCUCUCUCGGCAGGCUUGCCUUGACGCGCAUGACCUCAAUGCUCUGACUCCCGAUAGCCCAUUGGUGAGCAAACGGGCCAUUAUACUGGAGCCAGCUACCAUAGAAUAA